Messenger RNA from Morchella sextelata, 819 nucleotides. RefSeq lists its product as uncharacterized. The transcript is spliced from 3 exons. Lineage: Eukaryota; Fungi; Ascomycota; Pezizomycetes; Pezizales; Morchellaceae. The coding region runs from base 1 to 819 and encodes 272 amino acids. The record is from RefSeq and is a predicted model, not a curated record.
AUGGCUCGUGCGCUUCGGGAAGCCUGGGUAUCAAGCACCAUUAUCAAGAAAUUAAACGACGCUCUUGAAAGACGAGAUGUGGAUCCGGAGUCUCUUAAAGCUGAUCAUGAUGAAAUCCUCAAUAAAAUUGGGCCGUCUGGAGAACUUCGACUCCUAGGUGGUACUGGAAAGUUAUUACAGGUCAUUGAAAUUGACCCCACCGAGGACCCUUGCACUGCUGUCUUGACUGAUAAGAAGGUUAAAAUCGCCUGCAAAGUUUCCUCCGACGCUAGACAGAAACACGAGACUUCCUCUAACACCAAGAUCUCAACUAUCAUGGGAGGUAUUAUAAAAGUCAUAUCCUACGAUAUCUACUUUCCUGGAGUCGAUGGAAAGUUGUUCUGGGAAGGUGUUAGAUAUCGGUCCCAAAUCGCGGAUAAACCAGCAUCUCAGGGUAGGGAAACGGGUAAAAAAGAAAUCCAAAAUAAUAUGGGUGACAAGUCUAUAAAACAAGGCCCGGGAAUAGGAAAUAAAAAUACUGACGCCGAAUUUCUCCCUAUGCCCGAACCAAUAUUUUUUAUCACGGAAUUUGCAUUCCUUCCUGGUAAAUGCUCAGACGUGAGGGGGAAUCCAACGAGUGUGUCUUCAAAAGUGGACCUCAAAUCACUUUUAUCGGAUCUGCCGAGGAAGGCGCGCUCUGGGAGAGAAUUCUCAUUGAGCGAAUAUAUAUCUUUGUCAAGGAAGAGUUCGAAUAAGCCAUCCGCGUCCUCAAAGGUGUCAACAGCUCACAAGACGUUUCGCAGCUGCUAUUCACAACUCAAGCCUAUGCAGAUCAUCUGA